UCAAGUUACAUUUAUGAGGGACUUUCUUUCUCCCACGCUGCAUUUCUGGUACAUGUACUUUUGUAUAUGUUUGGUUUCUGCUUUGACUACUUCACAUGUAGAGGCAAGCACUAUAAGUGUGCUGAUCAAACCUGAAUAAUAUAAGUGGCUCUUCCAUUUUCACUCUUGUUUAGAGAUUGUUCCAGAGAAACAAACCAUGGUAGUGAAGGUUUACGGUCCCCACUGUGCUUCCACAAAGCGGGUGCUGGUUUGUCUGGUUGAGAAGGAAGUCGAAUUUGAUGUUGUCCCUGUUGAUGUCACUAAGGGGGAGCAGAAGGAUCCUGAGUACCUCAAAUUACAGCCCUUUGGAGUUGUUCCUGUCAUCAAAGAUGGAGACUAUACCUUAUAUGAAUCUCGUGCUAUAAUAAGGUAUUAUGCAGAAAAAUACAGAUCUCAAGGGGCUGAGUUGCUGGGGAAGACAAUAGAAGAAAGGGGUCUUGUGGAGCAAUGGCUAGAAGUUGAAGCACACAACUUUCACCCACCAGCCUACAACUUGUGUCUUCAUGGUUUGUUUGGUUCACUAUUUGGUGUGACUCCAGAUCCCAAGGUGAUUGAGGAGAGUGAAGCAAAGCUGGUGCAGGUGUUGAACAUUUAUGAGGAGAGGCUGUCAAAGACUAAGUAUUUGGCUGGGGAUUUCUUCAGCAUUGCUGAUAUUAGCCACCUUCCAUUUCUUGAUUAUGUUGUGAACAAUAUGGAGAAAAAGUAUUUGUUAAAGGAGAGGAAGCAUGUGGGUGCCUGGUGGGAUGACAUAAGCAGUAGACCAUCAUGGAACAAGGUUCUCCAGCUUUACCGAGCCCCAAUCUAGCUAAUUGCUGAAUGAAUUUCAGGGAAACUGCUAUUAGUAUCAUCUUUGAAUAUGUUAGUCAAGAAUAAAAUUACUUUCACCAAAUUCCAAUUAAAGGGAGGGAUUGAGGAAGAAAGUGGGUAGUGUUCAACCUAAUGGAAUGUGUUGAAUUUGUGCUUUCUUUCAUUUUCAGUUGUUUGCUUGUUUUUAAUUUGGAUAUUCCUUGUGGUCAUGCUCUUAGCUUUCCUGUUGUUUAUCCUCUAAUUUUCUUUUUCUACUGAAUAAAAGUUAUAUGUUUACUUCAA
Messenger RNA from Glycine soja, 1128 nucleotides. RefSeq names its product glutathione S-transferase F9-like. The transcript has 3 exons. Bases 197 to 844 code for a protein of 215 amino acids. The record is from RefSeq and is a predicted model, not a curated record. Gene Ontology annotation, cellular component: cytoplasm. Gene Ontology annotation, molecular function: glutathione transferase activity; glutathione binding. Lineage: Eukaryota; Viridiplantae; Streptophyta; Magnoliopsida; Fabales; Fabaceae.